This is a messenger RNA of Cajanus cajan (pigeon pea), 2795 nucleotides long. RefSeq names its product cyclin-dependent kinase C-2 C. Gene Ontology annotation, cellular component: cyclin-dependent protein kinase holoenzyme complex; nucleus. Gene Ontology annotation, biological process: protein phosphorylation; positive regulation of transcription elongation by RNA polymerase II. Gene Ontology annotation, molecular function: RNA polymerase II CTD heptapeptide repeat kinase activity; ATP binding. NCBI's taxonomy places the organism in Eukaryota, Viridiplantae, Streptophyta, Magnoliopsida, Fabales, Fabaceae. The record is from RefSeq and is a predicted model, not a curated record.
UAGUUGACAUGCAAUCAUCAUCACUAUGGCAUCACAACACACACACACACUCUCUUCCCCUUCGUACUUUAUCUGUGUCCAACCAAAGCGACAAACAAACACAUCCUCCGAACGGUUACAAUUACAUUACACCUCUCUCUCUCUUUUUGCUCAUUCCCUUACGUUUGAACCCAAAAAGAGAUGCACCCAUUGGGACCCGCGAAUGUCUCACGACCGUUCGCGACAUCCUCGAAAAUCCUCCGCGGAUCUCGCUGGGAUAGAGAGAGAGAGAGAGAGAGAGAGAGAGAGAGAGAGAAAAGGGGUAUCGAGAGAGAGAAAAAACCCCGAAACGAAAGAAGGAGCAACAAAGCCUCUGUUUUUCCUCCUCUUGGCGAUGCUUCUUCAUCUGGGUUUCCCUCCGUUUUCUCUUUGACACCUUCGGUUCCCUCGGGGGCGAACUCCCGGCCCGCUCCCGAACCGGCUCGACCCGCUCCCCAAAAUGGGCUGCGUGAGCUCCAAGAAAGCGUUCGCCGGAGCCGGUUUGUCGCCGGAGGCGAGGCCGUACGCGGCGCGGUCGAAACGGAGCAAUGGGGCGGGGCGAAACGGCGUCGUGGCGGAGAGGCGAGAGGGAGCCGAUGAGGGGAAGGAGUGGAAGAAGGGAAGCUUGAGAGGGGGAAACGGUUCGGUGUCUUUGAGGCUGUCGUAUAGGUUUGUGGAGGCUGAGCAGAAUGCUGCUGGGUGGCCACCUUGGCUUACCUCUGUUGCUGGGGAAGCCAUUCAAGGGUGGCUCCCUCUCCAAACAGAUUCUUUUGAGAGAUUGGAUAAGAUUGGACAAGGUACAUAUAGCAGUGUAUUCCAAGCACGAGAAAUUGAAACUGGCAGAAUGGUUGCCCUGAAGAAGGUGCGCUUUGACAAAUUUCAGGCUGAGAGCGUUAGGUUCAUGGCAAGAGAAAUACUAAUUCUCCGCACACUUGACCACCCAAACGUCAUGAAAUUAGAGGGUAUAAUUGCUUCACAACAAUCAAAUAGCAUAUACCUUGUAUUUGAAUACAUGGAGCAUGACCUUGCUGGCCUAUUAGCUUCACCUGACAUAAAGUUCACUGACUCACAGAUUAAGUGUUACAUGAGACAGCUAUUAAGUGGAAUAGAGCAUUGUCACCUUCAAGGUAUUAUGCAUCGAGACAUUAAAGCAUCUAAUAUAUUAGUGAACAAUGAAGGUAUUCUCAAGAUAGCAGAUUUUGGAUUAGCAAAUACCCUUAGCCCAAAUAGUAAGCAACCCUUAACAAGUCGUGUAGUGACUCUAUGGUAUCGUCCUCCCGAGCUCUUGAUGGGAUCAACAAACUAUGGAGUAUCUGUGGAUCUAUGGAGUGUGGGCUGUGUAUUUGCCGAACUGUUCCUUGGGAAGCCCAUCCUUAAGGGGAGAAAUGAGGUUGAACAAUUGCACAAAAUUUUCAAGCUUUGUGGGUCUCCACCUGAUGAGUUUUGGAAAAAGAGUAAGCUUCCUUUGGCCACAAUGUUUAAGCCUCAGACAAAAUAUGAAAGCUCUCUUUGGGAGAGGUGCAGAGGUUUUCCUGUAACUGCUGUAAACCUACUUGAGACUUUACUUUCCAUUGAUCCUGCCAAGCGUGGGACUGCCUCCUCUGCCCUCAUGUCUGAGUAUUUCAGCACCGUGCCAUAUGCUUGUAAUCCAUCACUCCUGCCAAAGUAUCCACCAAGCAAAGAAAUGGAUUCCAAAAAUCGGGUAGAAGUGCAAAGGAAAAAUAAUGGAGGUAAAGUUAGAGAGGCUGUAACAUCAAAAAGGCAAAGACGAAUCCAGAAAGUCUCCCAUGACAAUAUCAUUUUCAACAAGCCAGCUUUGAAAGAGGAAAUGCAGAAUAUUUCUGAAAAUGCUUGUACAGAUGAUGGUAAGGAAAGUGUUACAAAAGGAAAAGUAGGAUAUAUGCACAAAGAGCAACCAAAGCCUUCACAUGAUUCAAAGUCAGAGACUGCCCAAGUGGUGAAUAAUGGUUGCAAUGGUUACAGUGUGUACUCAGGACCAGCACCAGUCUCAGGAUCUAGUGGCUUUACAUGGGCUAAAAGGAGAAAACCAGAAGCUUCAUCCAUAUUGUCAGAUAGCUCAAGAAGCAAAAUCAGUGUUCUGGAUCCAACCUUUGCAAAAGACACAUAUGAUUUAACAGAACAUGGGAUAGAGGUUUCAGAAAGGAAACAUAGUUACAACACAAGCCAUGAUGAUGAGACUUCCAACUAUGUAUUACAAAAACACGUGGCUCCCCACAUUCAACAAAAAUCAUUCGAUGUAGCUGAUACAUACAACUCAGAUUUUUACAUGGAAUUUGAUUUCUCAGUUAAAAUGGAUGCUUUGAUAGAUACUCAGGGCUACAGAAAACAUGGUGAGGAGCAACCAGUACCGAAAAUGAUCCCAUCAAAUGAAAAUGAUGAGUUGCAUUGGAAUGAAAACUGUAUGCGGCAAUCUCUUCGUAAAUCAAGGUUGGGAAGAGACUAGUGACAGAGGGAUCAUUGAAGAGGAAUAAUUCCAUAUCUACAAGGGGUGCUUGACUAAACAUUGUGGCCAUUUUUGAACCAUUCUAACUUCUGACUUCAGCUCUCUUGAUCUGACACUUUUGCGACAGUAUCCCCCUCCUUUUGUUCUCUACAGAGUUAAGUGUUCAUACAUAGGACUAACACUUAAUUAUUUAUAGGAUUACAGUAACAAAUUACAAUGCCCACGUGUAAGGUAAUAUGUUUAAAGAAAGGUCAACUUUCCCAAUAGAAUUUUUUGUUCUUCGUAUACAUUUAUUCAUUCAUAUUUUAUUUCA